AUGUUUUCGUUUCUAACCAACUUGUUGCUCGACAACGUCGCCUACCUUAGCGUCAUCGCCGUUGCCCUGGGCUCCUACUAUUAUUCAACUUGGACGUACGGUAAAUGGCGAAAAUUGAACAUACCGUUCAUACCACCAGUGCCACUGUUUGGCAACAUGUUUAAAAUAAUGAUGAGAAUCGAACAUCCGAUUGACCUGUCCGAGAGGAUGUACUACCGAUUUCCGAAUGUUAAAUGGUUCGGGAUUUACCAGAUGAGGGAGCCAAUACUGCUGGUCCGCGACCCGGAGCUGAUCCACACGAUACUGGUCAAGGACUUCUCGUACUUCACGGACCAUGGUAUCGACGUGGACCCAUCCAUGUCCGUGCUGGCCAAUAGUCUGUUCUUCUACAACGGCCGGAGAUGGAGGACAAUGCGCCAAAAGCUCAGCCCGGGCUUCACAUCCGGAAAAUUGAAGGACACGUACUGCCAAAUCAACGAGUGCAGUGACGAGAUGGUGUCAGGUAUCGUAGAUACUCUCGAGAAAACUGACCGACUGGACGUGAAAAUGGUGACCGCUGGUUUUUCCACGGACGUGAUCGGCACUUGCGCGUUCGGCAUGAAGCUCGACGCGAUCAAGAACGACGACUCAGACUUCCGUCGGUACAUCAAGUUAAUGUUCCAAGCCACAAAGAAGCAGUUGAUCGUACAGGUGUUGAUGAUGAUCUGCCCCUGGGCGAUUAAGCUGCUGAAAAUCCGAUUGUUGCCAGUGGAAGCUACCGAUUUUUUCUAUAAUGUGUUCAGCGACGUCUUCAAGUACCGCGAAGAGCACAACGUGGUCCGCAACGAUUUGACGCAGACCCUUAUGCAGGCCCGUAAAGAAUUGGUGUUGAAAGAGAACUCGACCAGGGAAGACAAGUUCACCGACAAAGAUAUCAUCGGUAACGCUAUACUCAUGUUCACUGCUGGUUCGGAAACUGUGUCGUCUAUGCUAUCUUUUUGCCUUUACGAAUUGGCGUUGAACAAAGAAAUUCAGGACAAAUUACGAACGGAAAUAUGUGUGAUGAAAGCAAAACACGACGGACAGUUAAACAACGAUUAUUUGAUGGACCUCAAUUUCACUACUAUGGUUUUGGAAGAGACUGGUCGCAAGUACUCCAUUGCUUUUAGCUUAAUGAGAGUGGCUACAAAAACAUACACUUUACCCAACGAACCACUUGUUAUUGAAAAAGGACAAAAAAUCUUCAUACCUAUGUUCAGCAUACAUCGUGAUCCAAAAUAUUAUCCCGAUCCGUUGAAAUUUGAUCCGGAAAGGUUUUCUGUGGAACAAAAAUCUCAACGACCUAAUGGCACUUACAUACCGUUUGGCGACGGACCGCGACUGUGUAUAGGAAAACGAUUUGCCGAAUCAGAAAUGAAAUUGGCCUUGUCCAACGUAUUGUCAAAAUUCGAAGUCUUGCCGUGUGAGCAAACCGAAAUUCCCCUCGACUUAAGAAGUGAAUCAACCAGUUUUAUUUCACCCAAAAAUGGUAUCGUGUUAAAAUUUAGACCGAUCAUUACACAAUAG
Macrosiphum euphorbiae (potato aphid) is the source of this 1545-nucleotide messenger RNA. NCBI's taxonomy places the organism in Eukaryota, Metazoa, Arthropoda, Insecta, Hemiptera, Aphididae. The record is from the annotation of a GenBank genome assembly.